AUGAAUGGUUUAUUUCGAAAGUCCUCACAACCUAUUCGUUAUGCUAUUUAUCUCGUUUGGAUUAUAUUCUUGCUUACUACAAUGUCUCAAUAUGUCUAUCGUUUUUUUAUUUUAUGUCGAAAUGGAGUUUUUUCUGCUAAAAUUAUUUUAUCUUUAAUUAUCGGCGAAACAUGCCUAUUUUUUACACAUGCAUUUUUAAUUUCUUGGGCUGAAUACCCACGUGAAGAACUCGUAAAUAAAAUGACUGAGAUACGAACAAAAAUUUUUGAAGAAUCAGGCAUAUCUGAUAUUGAAUUUAUUGCUUUUGUUCAUGCGGUAAUAUUUUAA
This is a messenger RNA of Meloidogyne enterolobii, 327 nucleotides long. NCBI's taxonomy places the organism in Eukaryota, Metazoa, Nematoda, Chromadorea, Rhabditida, Meloidogynidae. The record is from the annotation of a GenBank genome assembly.